AUGACAUCCAAAAUCAAAGGCGAACCCGAAAAAGACCCAUACGAUGUGUUAGGAAUCAAAUUCAACGCAUCCGAUGCCGACAUCACCAGGGCUUAUCGAAAGCUAGCCCUAAAAUUCCAUCCAGACAAGCAGCGCAGCACCCUCUCCAGUGCCCAACAAGAAAAGAAUGCCCAAGACUUUCAAGACAUUCAGAUCGCCCGAGCCUACUUGUUAGAUCCAGAACAUGCGGAAUCACGGAGAAACUACGAUAGCAAGCGCGCGUCGAUUUCGGCCCGUCAGGCGGCGGACGCUGCUCGUGAAAAGGGAAUGUCGGAACGUCGAAAGCGUAUGCGAGACGAGUUACGCCAAGGAGAGGAACAAGCCUCGAAACAACCAACCCUAAGACCAAAGGCUACUAGUAGAAGUAAGAGCGAGAAUGAGAUGGUAGACAAACUGAGGAAACAGGGAGCCGAGAUGAGGGAAGAAUAUGGGGAUCGUGCAGCUACCGAAGCUGCUAAGGAACACGCAAGAAAUAGUUCCCAAGCUAAGGAAGUCAGGCGAAAACAAAAGGAAAGUCGGGAAGACCGCCAACUGAGAUUGAAAUGGAGCCGCAGGAAAAUUAAGAUAAGCCCCUCGGAGCAUUCGCUUGCGACACUCCUGUCCAAGUACGGUAUGGUGGAAUCUGUUGAAAUGCUCGGUUCAAAAGGGAACUCCGCAUUGGUGACCUUUGCCGAGACGGCUAGCUGUGGUCCUGUAGUGGACGCAUUUGCCGAAUCAGAAGAAAUGCGAGCCACUUUCGUGGGGAGGCGCAGAGAUCGAGAAGAAAAUAGCAAAAGCGCGGACGAUGACCCUCUCGAAGCCACCUUACCAAGAUCUCGCGACACAGAGGAUGUUGAUGAUUGGAAAACGCGACAAGGUGCUGAGCGGGAGCUCAGAAGAAAGCAAAGCCACGACGCGCGAAAACCGCACGGAGUCGAAGCGAAAAGCCGAGCGAGGAUCUAG
Messenger RNA from Phaeodactylum tricornutum CCAP 1055/1, 981 nucleotides. RefSeq lists its product with no specific name. The transcript is spliced from 2 exons. The record is from RefSeq and is a predicted model, not a curated record. Gene Ontology annotation, cellular component: spliceosomal complex. Gene Ontology annotation, biological process: spliceosomal complex disassembly. Bases 1 to 981 code for a protein of 326 amino acids. NCBI's taxonomy places the organism in Eukaryota, Bacillariophyta, Bacillariophyceae, Surirellales, Neidiaceae.